CUUGCUUCACAGUUCGUUUCGUCACAGACAUGGCUGCGUCCAGUGUUUUUAAAGCAGGUCUUUUCAAUCACAAAGUUGCAAUUGUGACUGGAGGCGGGACUGGGAUAGGAAAAGCUAUUACUUCUGAGCUCUUACAGUUAGGUUGCACUGUUGUCAUAUCAUCCAGGAAGCUUGAGCGUCUGGAGUCAACAGCUGAAGAGCUGACACAGAAAAUUCCGCCAUCCAGUCCGGCUAAAGUGACCCCUAUUCAGUGCAACAUUCGAAAUGAAGAAGAGGUGAAGAACCUGAUGGCCUCCACUCUGAAGCUUCAUGGGAAGAUUGACUUUUUGGUGAAUAAUGGAGGUGGGCAGUUUUCCAGCCCAGUGAACAUGAUGAGUGCAAAAGGCUGGAAAGCUGUGAUUGACACCAACCUCAACGGAACGUUCUUAUGCUGCAAAGAAGCAUACAAUGCGUGGAUGAAAGAUCAUGGAGGUGUAAUUGUAAACAUCAUUGCGGACAUGUGGAAGGGUUUCCCUGGAAUGGCGCACACAGGAGCGGCCAGAGCAGCGGUGGACAACCUGACCAAAAGCCUAGCCAUUGAGUGGGCUGACAGUGGAAUCCGGAUCAACUCUGUGGCUCCGGGGACUAUCAUCUCUAAAACGGCAAUGGAAAACUACAAAGAAAUUGGCCCAGUAAUGUUUAAGAUGUCAGUGCCAUUCAGUCCGGCUAAAAGACUUGGUGUUCCUGAGGAGAUAUCGCCAGCUGUAUGUUUCUUGCUGUCUCCGGCUGCCAGUUACAUUACUGGAGCAACCCUGAAAGUCGAUGCAGGACAGAGUCUCUACCACUCGGUGUGGGAAAUACCAGAGCACACUGCCUGGCCUCCAGCCCCAGAGGGAGAAAAUACAGACAUAUUGACAAAAAUCAUGGACAUGACUAAAUCCAAGCUGUGAAUCAUAACAAAACAAGUCUAGACUGUCAAACAGCUGCUCUUCAUCACAGUGUGGAUGGACCGCAAAUGUUUUGUUUCUAGAAACUGCAAUACAUCUCGACUGUGGCCUUUAAAUGAUGCCUACUGAAUUGCAUCACUAUCAUUGUAUAACUGAACACUAAUAGUGUGUUUAAUCAAUGUACAUAUGUGUAAUAGAAGGAUAUUGUGAAUAUUACAUUUGUAUGAUUUCUAAAAAACAUUUAAUGGCUGUCACCAUGAGAUUACAAAUAUUAAAAAUACAUUUUCUGUUG
Molecule: messenger RNA, 1218 nt
Organism: Labeo rohita (rohu)
Lineage: Eukaryota; Metazoa; Chordata; Actinopteri; Cypriniformes; Cyprinidae
Gene: pecr
Product: peroxisomal trans-2-enoyl-CoA reductase
Exons: 8
Coding region: 30-929 (299 amino acids)
Biological process (GO): phytol metabolic process
Cellular component (GO): peroxisome
Molecular function (GO): trans-2-enoyl-CoA reductase (NADPH) activity
Source: RefSeq, a predicted model, not a curated record